Molecule: messenger RNA, 3286 nt
Organism: Haplochromis burtoni (Burton's mouthbrooder)
Lineage: Eukaryota; Metazoa; Chordata; Actinopteri; Cichliformes; Cichlidae
Gene: acp6
Product: acid phosphatase 6, lysophosphatidic
Exons: 12
Coding region: 101-1480 (459 amino acids)
Biological process (GO): dephosphorylation
Molecular function (GO): phosphatase activity
Source: RefSeq, a predicted model, not a curated record
UCACCUCUCUCUUAUUUUCUUCUAUUCUGAAGCAUUAUUUGCCGGCCUACAGUUACCGACAUGACUUGCGCCUCUGUACCGGUGGAAACUUAGUUGCUGAAUGACUGAAGUGAAUUUUGUCAUCUCCCGGACGCCGUUUGGCCACACCAUCAUCAUCUCUGACAUCCCUGACCGUGACAGGAGGUCUAACUGUACCAGCACAGCCAUGAAGGGACUUUGGGGCGGAGCGGCUGCGUUAGGGUCGGCGUCCGUGGCGUUUGGCUCGAUGCUGUGGUCACAGCAGAAGACUAAACCGGAAAAGGCUGCUACGGGUUCCAACCUUGCUGACACGAGCGCUGAUUCCCCUUACGAGCUAAAGCUGGUCCAGAUCUUGUUCCGGCACGGCGCCCGAACGCCCCUAAAGUCAAUACCUGAUGUUAUGGAGGCCCAGUGGGUGCCAACGCUCUUGGAGCCACCACCGCACACCAGCAUCGACUAUGUAGUGACAGAUCUUCAGGGUGGCCCCAGGCCCCCGGCUCCUAUAGAAGACAGCUAUCGGAAAAACAUACUUAGUGGUGGCACAUUCCCUGGUCAGCUGACCACACUGGGCAUGCAGCAGCUGUAUGAGUUGGGCAAAAGACUAAGGGGGAGAUACAUUGAAGAAAGCGAUUUCCUUACCUCCACAUUUAACCCAGCUGAGGUCUACGUGCGCUCCACUAAUAUUGUGAGGACCAUUGAGUCUGCCAAGUGCCUGGUCGCAGGGCUCUUCCAGCAAAAACAAAAAGCAAUUGUGCCUAUUUUAACAUCGGAGGCCGAAUCUGAAAUCCUGUAUCCUAACUAUCACGGAUGCAAGAUGCUUAAAAUCCUUUGCGGCCACCGCUGGGCAGAGUCGACCACUCUGCCAGACAUCGCGGCAGACCUGCAGAGCAUCCAGAGCGAGCUGGGGAUUGCUGCUCACCAGAAAGUUGACUUCAUCCUCAUUAGGGAUGACAUGGUUGCCAGAGAGACACACGGCCUGCCCUGCCCUCAAGUGCUCGACACCUGGAGGGAUAAAGUGGAGCAAAGAGCCGUGGAUAUGAUGUGCCAUAUCUUCGAGCCCAGCAAGAGAGAGAGCUUGCAGCUGUCUGUGGGACCUCUCCUGCACAUGUUGGUGGACAACAUCGAGGAGAAACUACAGGGCACCUCAUCAGAGCCAAGCAGGAAGGCGUUUUUGUACUCCGCACAUGACACCACUCUGAUUCCUUGUCUCUUGGCUUUGGGGAUUUUUGACAUGAGAUGGCCACCGUAUGCCGCUGAUCUCACUGUGGAGCUGCACCAGAACCGGAAAACUAAUGAGGCCUUUGUUAAAGUGUCAUAUGUAGGCGAGGAUCAACUCAUUGGGGGUUGUAGUGCAGUCUACUGCCCCUUGGAGGAGUUCAAACGGGUCCUCUCCACGUACUCGCUGAGCCCUGAAGACUACCACUCGCACUGCAACAGAACCGUAGGCCCGACUGAACCUUGAGCAAGCCUUCGCAUCGGCACACCGCUGACAGCCAGCACGCAUCAUGCCUUUUUAACAUCCUCAGUCCUCUCUCCAUCCAGCCGGCAUCAGUCAUUAUCAUCUCACUGUCAGAGCACGCUGGAGUACAGCCACUUUUGUAGAGCUUUCGGGUUACACCGCUUGCUUUCAGGAGUCAACAUCAUCUUGUUACCAUGGCAAUCACAUUAAAGGUGCUAUAAAUGACAUUUUGAAGCACUGAAUGGUGCACUAGAGCACUGGCAUCUUAAGACCAAAGCAAUCACCCCCCCACCCCCUUUCUCUCUGCAAUUCAUUUACAAACAGAAAGGUUGUGCACACGUGAGCCAACAAAAAGCAUCCAGCCCCGACCAUCACUCUAUGCAAACACAGUAAAAGCCAUUAAAUGGCUGUGAUAUGCUGCAUGCCCACCCACCAUCAGCGGCACUUUUCCCAUAUUUUUUGUCCUGCAUUCAGAUUGGAUGUGUGUUUUAAAAAAACAUACACACACACACACACACAGAUUUCGUUGACAUCUUAGAUGGACUAACAAUUGAUGGGGUGCUUUUAUUGCGCUUGGUAAUGUCAUAAACUGUAGUAACAUUACCUUGACUUCCCCUGCCUCUUCUGUUUGUGCUCUUUGUGGGGGUGGGGCACCAUGUGAAUACUCUGAACUGCAUUCUGUCUCUUUAUAAAUGCAGGGAGGACAAACAUUUUCAAAGGGAGGGACUCGUACACUAACGCACAUGUGGCUACAACAACAAAGAACAAAGACACUCAUUUUACAACACGCAGGAGGCUUGCAGCUUCGUCCUCUGCUAAGAUCAUCAUCACUCCACUACAUCUGUAUGAAUAGCUUUUUGCUGCUAUAUGAAAAACCCGAUAUAUAGAACCUUUAAAAUUAAGUUAAACGAUUAGUUCAAUAACAGCUGAGUGCAAAGUGGAAGAGUGUGAUAGAUGCUUUAUAUUUGAAUGCAAGUUAAGCUUACUGAUUAAGGCUGAAGUUAUUUUAUACUUUCUAAUUGUUAACCCCACAAUUAGCUUCAUUUUUAAGAAUCAACUGGUAACUCACCUGAACAGGAGGAAAGUUUACAUUUGUUUGGGAUUCUUUAUGGUUGCAAGCAUUUGCUGCACUGGGAAAAUAUAAAGCAUAUGUGAAUGCUGCAAAGAAAAUCAUGUUUUUUGCAACUAGGGGACAUCUCAGUCAGUAAAAUGUGGUUUGUGUUUUUAAUUAACUUAGAAAUGAGGCCUUUAUGGCACAUUGGAAUGUAUUACAUCAGGCUUUAGUCUAGCAUUGAUAUUUAUUCAUAGGAUAAAUUUGUUGUUUUUCCUCUUUUUGGGGUGGUGUUUGUUAACAUCUCCAACAGCAUUCUCAACCUUUCCUUUACACUUUUAAACAACUACUGCAGUUAUACAUCACACUGAUAUAUGGACAGGUUUGUAUUAUGUGGCCUGUGUUUGAUUGCUGAUUAAAUUAUUCCAUCAAAUCAGUUGCGCUCCCAACUGUAUUCAUCAUAUUCAUUUCAAUCAUUCUUCAGGGAAGUAUAGUUUAAUGUACUGGAUCAAGUGUUUAGAAAGGUGUGUAGAGUAGAGACUGUGUUAGAACACUUAUUCUGCUACAUGUUUUGAAUGCAACAUUUUGCCUCCUUGUGAGACCACAGUGCAAUGCAUGCUUGAAUCACACGGACCCAAGCGUUGCGCUGUUCCAGAAACACACGUUGUACCUCAUCUGUGGGAGGUUCCCAUGACCUGCCACUCAAAAUGUAAAGAUUUAUUUUGGUUUGGUGUGACAUGAAUACAGAUUUUAAUCAA